AUGUCGUGGAUUAUGAAAAAGAUUCUUGAAUACCAUUUGGAGGCUAGAGUGCGCCGAAGAGUUAUUUCCAACUCCAAUUUUCUGGGUUGGCCAGUAAAUGCUGCAAUUGUAAUACUUUCUGAUUUAAACAAUUUCUUGAAUGGAUGGCAAUUAAUUCUGCAGCUUCUGCAUUUUAUGUUGCGAUCCAAAACAACAAAAUUCAUUAUAAUGGGACCGCCGGGAUCUGGGAAGGGGACAAUCUCAGAAAGAAUCCUUAAAGACUUUAAAAUGAACUAUCUAGCCACCGGAAAUAUGCUCAGAAAUGAAAUGUCACAAAAAACAGAUCUCGGCCUGGAGGCAAAAAAAUACAUCGACUUUGGAAAACUCGUGCCUGACCAAAUAAUCACAGGAGUCGUACUCAACAAAUUGGCGGGAAUGAAAAAUGAAAAUUGGCUUUUAGACGGUCAGUUUUUGUACAUAAAAACAGGAUUUCCCCGAACUAUUCAGCAGGCAAAUGCCAUUUUAGAAAACGAGGAAAUUAAUGCAGUUUUAAACUUGGAUAUUCCCUUCCAAGUCAUUGUGGACAGAAUUCGAGGCCGGUGGACUCACGUAGCCAGUGGGAGGGUUUACCACACUGAAUUCAACCCUCCCAAAGUCCCCGGAAAGGACGACGAGAGUGGAGACGAACUGAUUCAGCGGGAGGACGACAAGGAGGCGACUGUGCGUGCCAGACUGGACUAUUAUAACACUAUGACUAAACCACUGCUUGAAUAUUUCAAGUUUAUUUAUUUAUAUUUAAUUUUUAGAGGGAAAAAUCUGCUGGUGGAGUUUAGAGGGAAAUAUUCGAAUGAGAUUUGGCCGCACGUGCAUGCAUAUAUUGCCCAGAACACGUCACCACUCUCAUUCACUACUUAUAACUAA
This is a messenger RNA of Octopus sinensis (East Asian common octopus), 900 nucleotides long. RefSeq names its product GTP:AMP phosphotransferase AK3, mitochondrial-like. The record is from RefSeq and is a predicted model, not a curated record. Gene Ontology annotation, cellular component: cytoplasm. Bases 1 to 900 code for a protein of 299 amino acids. Gene Ontology annotation, biological process: nucleobase-containing compound metabolic process. The transcript is spliced from 4 exons. Gene Ontology annotation, molecular function: ATP binding; AMP kinase activity. NCBI's taxonomy places the organism in Eukaryota, Metazoa, Mollusca, Cephalopoda, Octopoda, Octopodidae.